This is a messenger RNA of Penaeus monodon (black tiger shrimp), 828 nucleotides long. Its product is annotated as serine/threonine/tyrosine-interacting protein-like. Gene Ontology annotation, cellular component: cytoplasm; nucleoplasm. Bases 1 to 729 code for a protein of 242 amino acids. Gene Ontology annotation, biological process: protein dephosphorylation; negative regulation of protein binding; negative regulation of SCF-dependent proteasomal ubiquitin-dependent catabolic process. The transcript has 6 exons. Gene Ontology annotation, molecular function: F-box domain binding; protein tyrosine/serine/threonine phosphatase activity. Lineage: Eukaryota; Metazoa; Arthropoda; Malacostraca; Decapoda; Penaeidae. The record is from RefSeq and is a predicted model, not a curated record.
AUGAAAAUUGGCCCUCGACAGGUUUUAAUCCAAGUUAGCUCGAAGGGGAAGCUAGAAGCGGUUUAUGAGGGUCCAGGUGCUGUCACCUGCCCCACACCCAGGCAAGAUCAAAAGGGAACUGGAGUGAAUAUGGAGGUAGAGUGGUUGUACCACAUGAGGCGAGACAUGCAAGAAAUUCUUCCUGGCCUCUUCCUUGGCCCUUACAAUGCUGCCACAAAAUCUCGGUUCAAGACUCUACUAGAUCAUGGAAUCACUCACAUUAUCUGCAUCAGGCAGAGCAUAGAAUCGCACAUGAUUCGGGCAAACUUUCCUGAUAAAAUAAAGUACCUGGUAUUAGAUAUGGCAGAUAUAUGGACACAGAACCUCAUCUCCCACCUCUCAGAGUGCCGAACCUUCAUUGAUGAGUGUCUGGCUUCAGGUGGAAAGUGUCUUGUCCACGGAAACUUAGGGAUUUCGCGAAGUGCAUCAGUUGUAGUUGCAUAUGUUAUGGAGAAGAAGGCCCUUAGUUAUAAGGAAGCUCUAGAAUUUGUGCAAAAUAGAAGAUACUGCAUAAAUCCAAAUGAUGGGUUUAAGCAGCAGCUAAUAGAAUAUGAAGCCAUUUACAAAGCUCAGCAGACCUUGCUCAAUGGCCAGUGUUCACAGGAGAAAGGGAAGCUCAAGAGAAAGCAUGACCAGACCUUUGAUGAUUUUGACCAGGAUUCCUCUGAGCCCAUGGAAGCUCUGAGCUGAUAACAGGGUAGUUUACUUUUUUUUUUCUCUGUUGUUUUAUUCAUUUUCAUUUUUCUUUUCCGAAAAGCUGAUCUUGUGAUAAAAUGGGAACUUUGUACU